CUGUGAACUGAAGGGAAAGAUUAGUGCUCAAGAGAAGAGGCCAAAGUUCAGAGCUGCAAGGUGAAGCUAUGGAAGGUGAUGAUCCAAACAGUACAACGUCUUCAGCUGCAAGUAAUGCCAUGGGUGAUGAUAUCUCAAACAAUACUACACCAUCUUCAGCUGCAAGUAAUGCCAUGAGUGAUGACAAUACACCAUCUCCAGAUGAUGGUAAAACCAUGGAAGGUGAUACUUCAAAGAGUACUUCAUCUACAGCGGAAAGUAAAGCCAUGAAAGGUGAUACCUCAAACAAUAAUAUUCCAUCUCCAGAUGCUAAUAAUAAAACCACUGAAGGUGAUACGUCACAGAGAGCAUCGCCUACAGCUGUUGGCAAAACCAUGGUAGAUGAUGCAUUUUCUGAAGUUCUUAAAAACAAAAUGGAAGAAGUGGAAAAGAUGGGAGGGCAGAUAACGUCACUAGAGAAUGAUGCUAUGGCAACUGAUGACAACACAUCAAGGCAAAUGGUGAAUGACUUGAAAAGAAAAUAUGAGAAUCUGGUGAUAUUUCACAGAGUGCUUCAUCUCCAGCAGUUGGUAAAACCCUAUUGGAAGGCGAUACUUCAAAGAGUAUAUCAUCUGAAGAAAAUUCAGCAAAGGCUUCAGAAUCGGAAGCGUCGUUCCUGAACGAUCAAGAAGCAAAUACUGUGGAUAUUGAAGAAAGUAUGAUGAAAAUUAAAGAAACGAGAGGGAAGAUAAGGUCAUGCCAAAUGGCGAAUGACUUAAACUCAAAAUAUGAGAGUAUGAGGGAGGAAACCAAAAUUAUCAUGGCUCAGCUUCGUAGCCGCUUGUCAAAAAAGUAAUGACUCUGAUGCGUCCAAAAUAUAUAGUAUUGUGAUGAAAUGAAUAUUGGAACUAAUGAAUCGUGUUUUUGUUUUU
Molecule: messenger RNA, 911 nt
Organism: Prosopis cineraria
Lineage: Eukaryota; Viridiplantae; Streptophyta; Magnoliopsida; Fabales; Fabaceae
Exons: 11
Coding region: 69-659 (196 amino acids)
Source: RefSeq, a predicted model, not a curated record